AUGGCGGGUCGCGCCCAGCCCAGCGGCCCCGCGGGCAGCGGCGGCGGCGCCCCGGGGCUCCUCCCGCUGCUGCUGCUGCUCCUGUCCGCCGCCGCCAUCAUCCCCCGAGGUCAUGGUCAGAACCUGGUGACAGAGGAUGUGACCGUGGUGGAGGGGGACGUGGCCACCAUCAGCUGCCGCGUCAAGAACAGCGACGACUCCGUGAUCCAGCUCCUGAACCCCAACAGGCAGACCAUCUAUUUCAGAGAUUUCAGGCCCCUGAAGGACAGCAGGUUCCAGCUGGUGAACUUCUCCAACAGCGAGCUGCGAGUGUCCCUGACCAACGUGUCCAUCUCCGACGAAGGGAGGUACUUCUGCCAGCUGUACACCGACCCGCCCCAGGAGAUCUACACCACCAUCACGGUGCUGGUGCCACCACGCAAUUUGGUAAUUGAUAUCGAGAAAGAAACCGCCGUGGAGGGAGAGGAGAUCGAGCUGAACUGCACUGCCAUGGCCAGCAGACCAGCCACCACCAUCAGAUGGUUCAAAGGCAACAAGGAGCUAACGGGCAAGUCGGAGGUGGAGCGAUGGUCGGACAUGUACACGGUGACCAGCCAGCUCCUGCUGAAGGUGGGCCGCGAGGACGACGGCGUCCCCGUCAUCUGCCUGGUGGAUCACCCUGCUGUCAAAGACUUGCAGACACAGCGUUACCUGGAAGUCAUGUAUAAGCCUCAAGUGCGGGUUUCUCAGAAUUACCCCUUGCAAGGCCUGACGAGAGAAGGGGAGCCGCUGGAGCUGACGUGCACGGCCUUUGGAAAGCCACAGCCUACGGACAUGAGGUGGUUAAGAGUAGAUGAUGAGAUGCCUCAACACGUUGUAGUGUCUGGUUCAAACCUUCUCAUUAGUAACCUAAACAAAACAGAUAAUGGUACAUACCGCUGUGAGGCUUCCAACGCGGUGGGGAAAUCACAUGCGGAUUACAUGCUGUUUGUAUACGAUCCCCCCACAACUAUCCCUCCUCCCACAACAACCACCACCACUACCACCACCAUCCCUACCACCAUCACAGACACAACGGCGACGACAGAACCAGCAGUUCACGGCUUUACUCAGUUGCCCAAUUCGGCCGAGGAGCUGGACUAUGGGGAUCUCUCAGAUUCCCGUGCGGGUGAGGACGGGGCCAUACGGAGCGUGGACCAUGCCGUGGUUGGUGGCGUCGUGGCCGUCGUCGUCUUUGCCAUGCUUUGCCUGCUCAUCAUUUUAGGGCGAUAUUUUGCCAGACAUAAAGGUACAUACUUCACUCACGAAGCCAAAGGAGCAGAUGAUGCGGCCGACGCAGACACAGCCAUCAUCAACGCAGAGGGGGGACAAAACAACUCCGAGGAAAAGAAAGAGUACUUCAUCUAGAGCAGCCUUGGUUCCCAUGAGGUGUCCAACUGUGGACGGUUACUACUGGCCCUAUUUAAACGCUACAAAGACAAAGUGAUCUUGGAAGUUGCAACCAGCUUGUGUCUUUUUUUUUUUUAAGAAAAAAAAAAGCAAAUGGGUGGAGAGCGGUGAGGCCGGGAAGGUCUGGGAUUUGCUGUGUAAAAAUAUUCCUCGUAAAGUACACUCUGCUGUUCGACACCUCAGUUCGUUUGGGUUUUCUUUUUUUGGCCAAGUCCAGCUUGGAUUUAGUUUAGUGAAGUCAUUUGCAGAAGAUUCUGUGCCUUGUUUAAUUUCUGUUCGUUCGGGUCGGGGGGAGGCUGGGAAGAAGAGGGGCUUCUGUGCGUUAGUUCCCUUCGGGUUUCUGUGGCUCUUCGUUUCCCCUUUCCUGUUUCUGGAGUUGCCAGCUGGGACCCCGUGGAGUAGGUGCGUUUCUCUGAAGGUGUUUCCCCUUUUUUCUCUUCACCAGUUUCCGUUCAGAACUCGAGCUCAUCGGAGGAGAACCAGCACAUUUUAGAUGCGUAGUUUGCAGUUCAGUGUGCCCAUGUCCCGUUCCCCCGUUGCCGUCAGGGCUCGGAUAACACCCCCCAAGCCCCCUUUUGUGGCUGUUUCAGGUGCUUUCGAUGGUGCAGCUGGGAAAUGGGCUGGAGCUCGGCAGAGGCGCUGCUCGGCCGCGGGGAUGCAGGAGCAGGGUCCCUGCUGGGCAGGCAGAGCCCUCCCGGAUGCGGGGGCUUCUCCUCAUCCUCUCCCCGCUGGGCGGCCGCGGAGGCAGCAGGUAAAGCCCCUCUGACGUGUGAGCCCAGACCUGGAGAGCGGCUGGAUGAACACACCUGCCUUUUUUUCUACCUGCUGAGUAAAAUGCGGGAAUUUGUGUUGAAACGAGCGUGCUAAUGACCACUAAAGCCAUAGGUGCACAGGAAACUCUGGCUCAAUUGGAAUUGUAAGCGACAGGUAGCAAACUGCAGCGGGAAGACGGUAUAAAGCUAUAUAUGCUGACUUUUUUUUGGUGAGUAAUCAUGGAUUUCAAGCGAUACUUUUUUAUUGUGUUUAUGUGGCAAAUGUAUCUGAUUUAUUUAAGGAAAGCAUUAAUCUUAGUGUCAGGUUUGGGGAUUUUUUUACGGGUUUUGGGGCGGGGCGGGGGGGCCAUUUUCAUGUGUUUGUUUUUUAAUUGCUGUUUUUUGGCAGAACCAUUACAAUGUGGGAUUCCUUUGGGAACGGGGCGGCCUGGAGCACCAAGCAGGCCCUUUUCCCCCGGCAGUAUUCCGUCUUUCCCCUCUUUCACGGGCGGAACCUCGCGAAACAAACACCCUUUUUCCCCGAGCAGCUUUUGCCGAGCGCAGCUCUUCUCUGAGCCCUCAGCACCAUUGCCAAACCCCAUCGCGGUGAGAAGCAGCCAGGCUGGAGCCGGGGGCUCCGCGGCACGGGACGGGCAUCCUGGCCUUGAGCAGCCCAUAUUUGUUUGGAAGUGUACCGUAGUGCAGUGUUACCGAUGUAACUUUGACUUACAAUGUUGACAUGUCUCAGGUUCAUGUGUUUGAUUGGUGUUUUCCGUCUCAGGUAGAUGAUUGCAAAAUUUUGGCCCCACGCAUUGGAAAAAUAAAAAAAAAAAAAACCACGCGUAAAAACAGGAGAAAAAACAGGAAAUUAUUAAUUUUAGUUGUAUAUCAGUUUAUGUAUUUUUUCUUCAGUAUACAGUGCACUGUUGAAAUGUAUUGUUGAGUAUUACUUUGUACAGCUUUAGAUCAUUAGGACUUUGAAGCGUGAAGAAAGAACAACCUUGUUUAAAGGAGGAUCACAAAUGAAGAACGCAGAACUGAUGAUAAACAACCUUGUUCUUUAUUUACCCGGCCUUUUUAUUUUUUCCCCUUAGGCCAGUUCUGUUUUAAGGUGUCCAUGGAAGAUGUUACAGUGUAAGAAAAUACAUAUCCAUCUGUUCCCAUUCACAUUUUGUAUUGGUUCAUGUAUCCCAUUUUUACAAAGGAAAAGAAGUACUAUAAAAUAUCUGUCUUCUUAAUAAAAAAAAGUUAAUGUUACAAAACUA
Molecule: messenger RNA, 3445 nt
Organism: Agelaius phoeniceus (red-winged blackbird)
Lineage: Eukaryota; Metazoa; Chordata; Aves; Passeriformes; Icteridae
Gene: CADM1
Product: cell adhesion molecule 1
Biological process (GO): homophilic cell-cell adhesion; cell recognition; detection of stimulus
Cellular component (GO): neuron projection; plasma membrane; synapse
Molecular function (GO): signaling receptor binding
Source: RefSeq, a predicted model, not a curated record